Molecule: messenger RNA, 4107 nt
Organism: Didymodactylos carnosus
Lineage: Eukaryota; Metazoa; Rotifera; Eurotatoria; Philodinida; Philodinidae
Source: the annotation of a GenBank genome assembly
AUGUCAACUAGUCCGAUUUUAAAUCGUAAACAACUACAUUCAUCAUCAACGACAGACAGAAUGGUGGAAGAUAAACAAGAAUUAAAAGAAUAUUUUGAUAAACUGGCAAAUCUUGUUCCUACUAUACCUAGCCACCAUGAAUCAUUAUCAGAAUUACAAUUUAUCCAAUAUGUGAUGGAAUACAUUUUAGAAUUACAACAAUUAUUAAAUAACGAUACGAAUACGUCAUCAUCUGUUUGGAGUAAAACAUUAAAUAAAUUAGCUGCAACAAUGAAAACAUCGUUUCCAAAUAUUUCGGCAUCAUCCACAUUCAAUACGUUCAUUUCUUCGUCUCCUACUUCAUCUACAAGCGAAUAUGAAAACAAUCGUUUACUUCUUCUUAAUCAAUUAUCAAAUGAAGACAUUAAUCGAAGUCCUCUAUCAUCGAUUAAUAUUGAAAAUUAUCAUAAUCAAUCGCCGAUAAAAUAUUUCGAAUUAUGGCCGAUUUUAUUGAGAAUGAUAUUAGUAGCAGUUAUUUUGGAACGAGUAACAUCAAGCGCUCUAUUACCAAGUUUACAACGGUUAAAACUUGAAGAUGAAAUGGCUAAAUUAUUGUUAAAAGAUGGACGAAUAAGCGAUGAAAAGAAGCCGACAAAUGUUGAUGUCGCACAAGCUUUGGAUCUAACGAAACGUUCGCAAUACGAAGAAGCAGUUAUAUCUUGGAAACAAAAAAUGUUUAGUCGUUAUGAAUUUGAAUAUUAUGGUAGGGAAAGAACAGAUCGAAGCGCGUUGGAAACAAAAUAUUUUGAAGAUAUACAAAAAAUGAAAGCCAACAGAAAAAUGCCACAACGUAUAUUUACUUAUAUAGAAAGUGAUCCAUUGUGUAAUGCAAAAGAUCUUGACUACUAUAUGACAGACUCCUUGAAUGAAGAGCCAAGCCAUGUGGCAUUAGGAAUAAAUACAGUUCGUAAACGACGUGUUCUACAAUCACGAUUUAAAAUCACCGAUCAAGACUAUUUACCAAAAACGAACUUAGUUAAUUAUAAACCAAAUCCUGAUGAGUUACGUAGUAAUCAUUAUGCAACACUACCUCAUGAAACAAUGUAUAUCAUGGCUGAUUUAAGCGAUAAUUCGGAUGUACCUCAAUUGACGAAUCAAUAUGUAUUGUGUACAGUUGAAUAUUAUCCCAAUGGUACAGUUGUUCUGAAACCCGAUUUUAAUAUUGGAAAAGUUCCCUAUAUGAUUGAAACGGGUACCGUUGGUAAUGAAGUUUAUCAAUAUUAUUUGGAACAUUCAUCGACGAAAAUAAAUAUGGAUGAUUUAAUUAAAGAAACACGAUUAUUAAAUGAAGUAUCUUUGAGACAUCAGACAUAUUUAAUGCAAAUGGUUGGCAAUGAAUUUGAUAUGCCUCCUCCCAGUAUAUUAAAAUUACACAUAUUUGGAGAAAUUGUCAGUGCAAAAAAUUUUGAAUAUGAUGAUUUAUAUGUUUAUUAUUGUCUUGAUUUACCCAAUAACUGGUAUGCUAAUCCAUCUAUGGUAUUUGCCGGUUAUACCAAUACGUGUACUACUACAACAGUUGACAAGGAUGAUGUGGCCUAUUAUUCACAUCCGUUUGAAUUUGAAGUAUGGUACAAACCCAGUCCAGGUUCAGCUGAUCACGAACUUCCACGUAUGCCAAAAAUUUAUUUUCAAGUGGCAUCUCAAGACUCAUGGGGAAGACAUCGUACCGAAGGAUAUACCUAUUUGGAUAUACAAAAUACUCCAGGUUCGUAUAAUGAAACGUUAUUAUGUUGGAGACCGCGUGGGGAACACAUUUUCAAUGAACUUCGACGUUUUUUCAUUGGUGGUUCACACGAGUUAGAAGACAUUAGUUAUGUUGCAAUACCAAGACAGUUCCAAGGUGAAAAAGACAACAAACCUUUGAGUCGUUUUGGAUUUCGUACAAUUUCAACUGGAUCAUUAUAUGUUCGUUAUUACGUUGUUUAUCAGUCACAAACAUUUGCAAUGGAAAGAGCAAAAAGUAGUGGUGCUCAUGUUAUGAAUCGUUAUGGCUUCGAUUCAUUUCUAGCAAAUAUUAAUACUGUUAUUGCUGCAUUUCACCAAGCAAAAAAACGUGCAGUGGAAAAAUUUUCAAUCGCAAUGUUUAACGGACGUUUAAGAACUUUAAUAUCAUGUAACACAUUUGUAAAAUCUAUUCGUAUUUUACAGUAUCCAAAUUCAUAUUCAUCGGGCAUUUCUGUUUUGAAUAGAUCGGAUUUGACUUAUUUACCAAGAACGUUCAAUAAAAAUUUUGUUAGACAACAAUUUGAUCGAUAUGUAUCUACCGCUCAACAACCAAAUAUUGAAACAAACAAAGAUAAGGAACAAUAUGAAUUUCAAGCUGAAACACGGCAAUUACUUCACAUUGUCGCCAAAUCAUUGUACAGUGAUAAAGAGAUAUUUAUUCGUGAAUUAAUUUCGAAUGCAAACGAUGCUCUUGAGAAACUUCGAUACAUUCAGCUAGCUGAUAGUGAAGUGCUAAAAUCACAGGAUGAUAAAAUGGAAAUUCAUAUUGGGGUUGAUGAUAUUAAUCGAACAAUAACUAUCAAAGAUACCGGCAUUGGAAUGACAAAAGAAGAAUUGAUUCAAAAUUUAGGAACAAUUGCACGAUCUGGCUCUAAAGUGUUUCUUGACGAGUUGAAAAAUGAAAAAGGCGGUUUAGACGAAGGCAAAAUUAUCGGACAGUUUGGAGUUGGAUUCUAUUCAAUUUUUAUGGUAUCACAAGCUGUAGAAGUCGUAUCUCGUUCGUACAAACCAAACGAAAAAGCGUAUCGAUGGACGUCAGAUGGAUUUGGAACGUAUCAGAUUGAACAAAUUGAUGAUGACAUAGGACGUGGAACAACCAUUCGAUGCCUUUUGAAAGAUGAUUGUGCAGAAUUUAGUAAAGAUGACACUGUCAAACAGAUUAUUAAGAAAUACAGUAAUUUUGUGUCGGCACCAAUUUACUUGAACGAUGUUCGUAUCAAUGUUAUGAAAGCACUUUGGCUUGAAGAUGCAAAAGCAAUUAAAGAAGAUGAACAUACGGAAUUUUAUCGAUUUAUAAGUGGUCUUCAUGAUAAGCCACGUUAUACGUUACAAUAUAAAAUUGAUGUUCCAAUCAAUGUUAGAGCACUUUUGUACAUUCCACAAUAUAAACCUAAUAUAUUUGAUGUAACACAAGAUGCCGACAUUGGUAUUUCAUUAUAUUCACGAAAAGUGAUGAUUCAACCAAAAGCAAAUCAAUUAUUACCACGAUGGUUGCGUUUUGUCAAAGGAGUUGUAGAUAGUGAGGAUAUUCCAUUGAACCUUUCUCGAGAACUUUUACAAGAUAGCAAUUUAAUUAGGAAAAUUCGUAUGUUGUUAACACAACGUAUUGUGCGAUUUUUGCAAACAGAAUCAACCAAAGAUAAAACAAAAUAUAAUGAAUUUUACGAAGAUUAUAAACUAUUCUUCAAAGAAGGAAUUGUUCGUACUGCUGAUCAAGGCGAAAAAGAAGAUAUUGCAACAUUAUUGCGAUUUGAAUCGUCGAGAGAAGAAGAAGGCUUAUUAAUUAGUUUGGACGAUUAUAUUAAACGUAUGCAAACCGAUCAAAAACAUAUUUAUUAUUUAGCAGCACCAAGUCGUGAUUUAGCAGAAAAUUCGCCAUAUUAUGAAGCAAUACGUCAACGGGGAUACGAAGUACUUUAUGUUUACGAAUCGCAUGAUGAAGUGUUGUUGAUGCAAUUAGGCGAAUUUGAUAAGAAAAAAUUAAAAAGUGUUGAAUCUGAAUUAGAAACAGAAACAAAAAAAGAUGAUACAAUUAUAGUUGGAGAUAGUAGAAGUUUGACACAAGAAGAAGCCGCUAAACUUAAAGAAUGGCUAUUAAAAACAUUUUCUAGCAAAAUUAAAAAUGUUAAAAUCAAUACGAAACUAGAUCAACAUCCGUGCAUUAUUACCACAACCGAAAUGGGAGCUGUUCGACAUUUUCUAAAGUCAAAUUUACUCCAGCGUGGUAAACAAGCGGAUAUGUUGAUUGAUAACGCAAUGGUAACUGCUGGUUUAGUUGAAGAUCCAAGAUUAGUAUUGACUAAUUUGAAUAAAUUAUUAGAAAAAGCUUUGGAAAAAUAUUAA